Schizophyllum commune H4-8 is the source of this 2891-nucleotide messenger RNA. RefSeq lists its product as uncharacterized. Gene Ontology annotation, cellular component: membrane. Gene Ontology annotation, molecular function: calcium ion binding. The transcript is spliced from 2 exons. Lineage: Eukaryota; Fungi; Basidiomycota; Agaricomycetes; Agaricales; Schizophyllaceae. Bases 81 to 2891 code for a protein of 936 amino acids. The record is from RefSeq and is a predicted model, not a curated record.
GCCCGUCAUCUGGAAUCGCGCUCGCUGGGCGUCCCGAGCUGUUCUCCUCGACGACGCGGCACCCGCCAUUCUCCAUCACUAUGCUCGCCCUUCUUUCACUCGUUCUGGGCUCGGCGCUCACCGUCUCCGCUCUCGAAGUCGUGUAUUCGCUCGACGACCAGUUGCCUACUAUCGCGCGGAUAAACCAGCAAUACUCCUGGUCCUUCUCCUCGUCGACCUUCGAGGACAACGACGGCAUCAUCAAGUACACUGCGGACGGCCUCCCUGACUGGCUCGCCUUCGACCCUUCGACGCGUACCUUCAGCGGCUCGCCCUCUCAGAACGACGAAGGGAACGCAAGAGUGACCGUCACUGCGCGAGACGAUUCCUCCUCUACGGACUCCGAGUUCACCAUCUGCGUGACAUCCUAUCCGGCUCCAGCGCUUCAUAUCCCGAUCACAGACCAGUUCCACGAACACAGCCCGUCCCUAUCCUCCGUAUUCCUCGUCGCAAACAACUCCGCCUUGGCGACAUCCAACCCCGCUCUGCGCGUCCCUCUGGGCUGGUCCUUCAGCAUCGGCUUUGAGUGGAACACCUUCCAGGCCGAACAUGCCCUCUUCUACGACGCACGGCAAGCUGAUGGCACCCCGCUCCCACGCUGGCUCGAGUUCAACAGCGAACAGAUCACCUUCAACGGUGUCGCACCUCACAGGCAUCCUGGGACUGUCAACAUUGCUCUCCACGCUACGGAUCAGCAAGGUUACAGCGCAACUAGUCUUCCCUUCGAUCUCAUCGUUGCGGAUCACGAGCUCUCAACCGAUGGGCUGACUAUGCCUACCAUCAACGUCACGGCUUCGACAGACUUUACUCUGGCGAUGAACUCUCCGGUCGACUUCACCGGCAUUCUCGUAGACGGCGAGGCCAUACAUCCCAAAGUUAUCACUGACCUCGUCGUCGACACGUCCCACGUCAGCUGGCUCAAGUACGACCACUCGAGUCGGACGCUUUCUGGAACGCCACCGGACUCGCUGACUACAUCGACGAAACUGCCGGUCACCCUUUCCACGGAUUUCGGCCAGACGAUCAACACCGAAGUCUCCUUGGCCGUUGUCCCUUCGUACUUCUCUACGUCGAACAUCCCUCCUGUCGCCGCCCCUGAUGAUGGCCAGUUCACUUUCAGUCUCGCGCAGUACUUCUCCAACACUACGGGAACCGACAGCGUGAACCUUACUGCCGCGCUGGAACCGGAUGAAGUUGCUGGAUUCUCGCAGUUUGACGCCCAGACGGGAGACUUCUCGGCCUCGAUACCUUCGUCUUUCAAGGAUGAUCACUUCUCGGUGACCUUCACAGCCUACUCGCGACUUACCCACUCUACGUCGCAUACCACGCUCCCUGUCUCGGUCUCCGCUGGUCAUCGGAAGGAAGGAUACGAUUCCGGUCCCAACAAGCUAUCGGCGGCGGCGCACAAGCGACUCAUGCUCGGCCUUGAGAUCGCCGCAGCCAUCGUCGGCGGCUUCAUCCUGCUCGGUGGAAUACUCGCCUGGUUCCGACGCUACGCUCGCGUUCCGGAUCCCGCGCUCCCGCAUGAGGAGGGGGUGAAGUACUUCACGGACGCCGAAAAGCGUUAUUACGGAAUGGGCGACAAGCCUGAGGACUCUCCUGAAGUCGGGUACGGCUGGACUGAAGGCCUGCCGAACACCAUGAACACCAUGAUGAACCCUUACGGGGGCAGGGGAAAGAGUUAUGAUGGACUCGUAAGGGCGCCAACCAACAGUCGUUCUGCAGCCUUCUCUUUCGCUAGCCCUGUCAGUAGCGCCGUCAUGAGCAAGCGCGAGUUCAUGUCGCGCGUCAAGCAGACAGUACGCCAGGUCAGCGACAAGUACCGCAGUGUUCGUUUGGGUGGCCGGCCUCAGCGUCCCGUCAUUGGCAAGCCCAUAUCGGUCACCUCCAGCAACGACGGGGAGUCGCCGUACUCGAACUCGAGUACCCCGACUCAGUCAGUCAACCCCUUCGACGACAGCAUGAUGCCCAGUGUACCCGGUACCUUUGUUACAUCGGCGUCUACAUCUACGGGCGACCGCUCGAUUCCCCAUCGUCGUGCGGACAUGCUACCUCCAAGGUCGCCCGCGCAGGUGCACUUCGAGCGACGCGGUUCUCCUCUUGCGCGCCAGCUCUCCCUUGAAUCCGCUGGAUCUCGCGACUCGGUAUUGAUUCAUGCUGAAGAAGCGGUGGUCCAGAAGGCUUCGCGGGCCAUGAGCGUGCGCAGCGGCAAGAGCGUCAGCGGCCUGUCGUUCGUCUCCGACGUCGCCACCUCUACUCGUCCACGCCUGGUGCCCUUCAAGGCUUCGCGCGUUCCUGUGCCGCCUAUGGACCCGGUAGCGAAGCGAGCUGACGGCAAGGGUAAUCGUGUUACCAGCUAUACGGCUGAGCUGCACCCCAAGCCUUCGGAUGUGACGAAGAGCCCGAGCGGAGAUGACAUGUCGAGAGCGCUGCAAUACGUCGAGGGACUUGGUGCGGACCAGCGCACCAUCGGUACGGCGCACUCUAUGCUCACCGUGUCCACCAACGUGCGAUCCUCGUUCUCGUCGCUCGAGUCGUCGCACGAAGGCCACGCCGAUGGUGGCGUGCCUCGAGGGCAGCGGCUGCUGUGGAGCGCAGGACAGCGCUUCAAGACGAAGGUGCCUGUGCAAGUCAAGCCGGUGAAGGGCCUCCAGCUCGACGCCAAGCUGACCUCAGGGCAGCCGCUGCCAAGGUUCAUGCAUGCGGACCUGGACUUUGGCAAGCACCGCGGGGCAGUGGAGAUAACGGGGACGCCGAUGUCGACGGACGCGGGCGAGUACGAGGUGGGGAUUUAUGUGGGACGGGAGCUUGUGGGCGUGUUGCUGGGCGAGGUGGUCGCGCGUCGCGGCUGA